UUUUAAGUUUCGAAAGUCUAUAAUAGUUCAGCAAUAGAAAACAAAUCCUUUAUCUAAAAGAGAAUCCACAUCUUGGCAGAAGUGCAAUAAAUUAGAAUAAAAGAAAAUCUGCUUAUUUCACUCUAACUUAUUGCACUAGUGCAGAAGUUUCUUGAAAACGAACAGAUCUCGGUUUCCACGGCAACGACAUUGUCAACAAAUCUAACCUAUCAGUCAUUUUGCGUUAUUUCCAUAUUUAUGAGCAAGAGAAGUGAAUAAAAAAAUCACCGAACGAGUAAAUGGGCAUCGCCGUUUUCAAAUCGCGUUCUGUCGCGUGGAAACAAUUAAGAAAUAAUGUAAUUUGUCAACGAUUCUUGCAUGUUGUUCAGCACAAUAGAUGCCGCGGCACUUUUUUCGUGCAGUUAGACGAUGAAUGUAAAUAGCACGCUUAUCGUUGUAUUAUUGCUUUAAAUUUUAAAUAUUUCAUCGAUUUUAUAUGAAAAGUUCAAUUAUGUAUUUAUUCAUUUAUUGACCAGCUCGAGCAGUAUUGCAAUAUGAAACUAAUGAAAGAGUCUUACGUAUGCAAUUCAUCAUUGUUCCUGAUAAAUAUAAAGGCCAAGGCUUAGCAAGACUCUUAGCAGAGUAUCUACAGAAGUAUUAUCUCACGGUGAAAAAUUUUGAUUUGGAAAAACAUAUUAUUGGACCACGUGACAUCCUGGAGGGUCCCAAUUCUCUGCCUUUGCAUCCUGAUGUUGUUUAUGAACUACCAGAACCCAAAGAUUCUUAAUUCUAAUUAUAAUAAUGUAAAAAUGUUAAAUCUAAGUUUUUAAUAUCAAUUGAAAGAUUUAAGUAGAAGAGAUAUAUAGACAAGGAAACAAUGGAAGAAACAGAGUAUAUAGCUUUGAUUGAGUGGUAUUGUCAUCAGCACUACUACAAUGGAAUGUUGGCACAAGCCAAACAAGCGCGUGAUGCUUAUCCAAGCAAUGAACAACUAAAGCUUUUGCUCUGCUUGGCGUACGCUCUCGUUGGCAAGAACCAUGAAGCUAUCAAGGAGAGCUCGAGUUUGCUGAAUUAUGCAGACUUCACAUUAGCGGCUCUCCAUGCGCAAAACGUCGCUUAUGCAACUGAUGGAAGCACCGAGAGAAGCACUAUAGCUCAGGUAGAAAGCAGGAUCCGGGAGGAGCGCAGGAAGGCUUCCUGCAACGCGCUGUGUCUCGCAGCGUCUGUAUUAUUCCUUUCCCGCCGUGCGGACAAGGCGAAGGAGUAUACAGAUAGAGCGUAUAAACUGAAGCCGACGAACGUUAACGUGCUGCUCAUUAAAGGAUGGGUAGAAUCGAGAUUGGGCUCCAGUACGGAUGCUUCAGAACAAGCACAGCGCUUCUUCGAGUUGGUCUUGAAGGAGGAGUCCAGGAACCUGAGCGCGUCGUUGGGCCUCGCGAAGAUGAAGCAACGUGCUGGUGAUCACUCGGAGAGUAUCUCGAUACUCAACUCUUUGAUCGUGCGCUACUCCAAGUCACCAGUGCCGCUGGUAGAGAAGAUGAAGUGUCUCUUAGCCGCGAAAGACUGGGAGCAGAUGUUAGAGAUGGUGAACAGAAUAUUAGCCGUUGAAUCCAACAACCUGGACGCCAUGAAGGCGAAUUCCGUAGUGGCUCUUUGCAGAGACGGCAACACUAACGAGGGUGCACGGCAAUUGCAAUUGUUCCUACGCCACCUACUACUUGCCGAGCCGAAGAACGUGUUCCUGCUUAUCGAGAACUUGCAAUUGUUCUCAGGAAUUGCGUUCCAAGACCACGCGAUACUUGCGGAGCUGGCGCGGGCGGCCGAGAAGACGCUGCAAGCGUCAACGUCAAGCAACGCGGAGCUGAUGGCGGAACUCGGCGAUCUUUAUGCUGCUCUCGGUAACGCCAAGGACGCUGAGCAUUGGUACAGAAGUACUAUACGCGCAGACGAGUCGUCUUUCGCAGCUCUCAUGGGUCUGGCUCGCUGUCAACUGCUGGAAGGCUCAGUGGAGGCUUUGGACUUGGCGCGUCAGCAGGUGGACUUUCUCAUGGAAAUACAGCCGCACGCCAUAAACGUGCGACUGCUGCUCAUGUCGGCGAAGAUUGCGUCCGGCGAAGGCGCCAGCAAGUCGCUCGGUUACCUAGAUGCAGCUGCUAACGUUUUGCUGAAGAAUUGCGAGGGUCGUCCCUACGGCUACGAGUACCUGAAGGAGCUCAAGCCUGACCUAUGUCUCGAUAUCGCGAAGCAACGUCUCAUGUAUUCCUUGAACAAGUCUCCGAUGAGCGACGAAGUGGUCGGUGCGACAGGAAAGGAGCCGAGCGUCCGCUUAUUGGAACUACUCGUAGAGGCUUGUCCAGGUUCCAGCGUCGCGCUCUUGCUGCUCAGCAAGGCUAGGAUGCAGAGCGCGGACUACGAGAACGCGUUGAAUCUGCUCAGGAAGUUGCUGGACACGGUGGAGCCGUCUAACGCUCAAGCGCAUCUCGCGAUGGCGCAGAUCCUAGCGUAUCAGGGCAAGUAUCAAUUAGCGUCGCAGAGUCUCGAGGUCGGUCUGAGCUACAACUUUAAAAUCAGAGAGGAGCCGGUAUAUCAUUUGAUCACUGGUAUGGUACAACGGGAGGCUGGCGAACUAGAUAACUGCGUGAAGAGCUGUCAAACAGCCAUGUCUUUAGCCAAUUUGGGCGCCAACAGAAAAUUCGACAUGUCCACGUCGGACCGAGCAACGUUGUACCUGGAACUGAUCGCGGCGUAUAGCAAGGCGAAGCGGUUCGCCGAAGCGUUGGCGCUCGUCGACGAAGCGAAGUCGAAUCUUGCCGGCACCAGUGAGAUAGGAAGAGUCACGAUCGGCAUCGCGGAGGUGUAUCUGGACAUGGGCGAGUUGGAGAACGCUGUUGGCUGUUUACAGAGUAUCGGUCCAGGGCAGCCGUACUACUUACAAGCGCACACUAGAUUGGCCGAGAUCAACUUGAAUUACAAGAAAGAUCGUCAAGCGUUCGCGAAGUGCUUCAGAGAAUUGGUGGAACAUCGUCCUGGCCCGAAGACUUACAGCAUGCUCGGUAACGCCUAUAUGUCUAUACAGGAACCCGAAAGAGCAAUAGAGGCGUAUGAGCAAGCUCUCUCUCAAAAUCCAAUCGACAAAAUGGAUAUUGCGAAUAAGAUGGGCAAGGCGCUCAUUAAGGCACAUCAAUACGCAAAGGCAACCAGUUACUAUAAAGAUAUAGUGAAGCAGAACAAUUGCGGCGCUCUAAAGUUAGACCUGGCUAACUUAUAUAUGAAAAUGAAACAAUAUGAUAAAGCGGAAGGGACAUUGGUACAAGAACUACAAGACAGACGAGGCGACUCAGAUAUUCUGAGCCUGGAGAUGCGAGGACAAGAACUAUUGCUACUUGCUAAAGUGCGCGAGAAAUCAGGCAACGUUAGGGGUGCUUUGGCGACAUUAAAAGAAGCUAAGGAAAAUCAACACAGGUAUAUCCAACGUCUUGCCGUCUCGCCAGACAUCGUCGAUCAGAGACACAUGUUGGCGAACAUCUGUCUCACAAUGGCUGAUUAUGCGACAACCUUGCGUAGUUACGAUGAAGCUAUCGUAUAUUAUAAAGAAGCUCUGUCUCAUAAAUCUACAGAUGUAAACGCUCUUUUAUCUUUGGCGAAACUCUAUAUGCAGAUGAACAAUUUGGACCGAUGUGCGCAAAAUUGUUCGAUCCUAUUAAACGCCGAACCCAAUAAUGAAGCCGCAUCUGUGAUGAUGGCUGAUCUUGCAUUCAGAAAGGUUGACUUCGAGACUGCAGCGUUUCAUUUCCGACAGUUGCUAUUACGUCAACCGACUUAUUGGACCGCUUUGGCGAGACUGAUUGAAGUUUCGCGCAGAACAGGUGCUAUGGAUGACCUGGACGAGUGGCUGCAACGCGCGCAGGCCGCGAUGGGCGCAGGUAAUGUCGAAGCUGGUUUUUACUAUUGUGCUGGACUCUUAGAUUGGCGAAUAGGCAAGUUGAACUCCGCAUUGCGAAACUUCAACUUUGCGCGACGCGAUCCGGAAUGGGGACAGCAGGCGAUUUACAACAUGAUCGAGAUCUGUUUGGAUCCUGACGAUGACACUACACUGUCGAACGAAGCGUUCAACGAUGAGGAUGCAGAGUAUCAGGACUCAAGAACGAUGGCUUUAAGAACGGCCUAUCGAUUGCUUCAGGAAUUGAAUCCCAAAGGAAGUCCUCACGAGGUACUGACCCACAAACUUCUCAGCGACUUCUUCCUGUUGGCCACCAAGCAAAAAUCUAACAUCGAAAAGGCCCUGCAGGAUUGCACCGCGUUAGCAAGUCAAGAUGCUCUUCGAGAUCACGUAGGUCCCGCUCUUGGCAUGGCCACCGCUCAUAUCUUGCUGAAACAAACGCCACGUGCCAGAAAUCAUUUGAAACGUGUCAGUAAGAAUGUCUGGACGUUCGAAGACGCCGAGUACUUGGAACGUUGCUGGCUGUUGUUGGCGGAUAUCUACGUGCAAUCCAACAAAUACGACUUGGCGAAUGAGUUGUUGAAACGUGUGCUGCAGCAUAACGCCACCUGCGUGCGAGCUCACGAACUGUCAGGCUACAUCGCUGAAAAGGAUCAGUGUUAUCGCGAAGCUGCUACGAAAUACGCUCAAGCCUGGAAAUGUGGCGGGAAAACGAAGCUGUCGGUUGGUUAUAAACUGGCUUACUGUUGCUUGAAAGCGAAAGCGUAUGCUGACGCUAUCGAAGCUUGUAACGAGGUAUUGAAGCAGAGCAUAGAUUUCCCGAGGAUCAGGAAAGACAUUUUGGAAAAGUGUAUCAAUAAUCUUCGCACGUGA
This is a messenger RNA of Odontomachus brunneus, 4792 nucleotides long. Its product is annotated as tetratricopeptide repeat protein 21B-like. Gene Ontology annotation, biological process: intraciliary retrograde transport; protein localization to cilium. Gene Ontology annotation, cellular component: intraciliary transport particle A. The transcript has 9 exons. NCBI's taxonomy places the organism in Eukaryota, Metazoa, Arthropoda, Insecta, Hymenoptera, Formicidae. Gene Ontology annotation, molecular function: protein binding. Bases 857 to 4792 code for a protein of 1311 amino acids. The record is from RefSeq and is a predicted model, not a curated record.